AAUAAUUAUUGCAUCUAUAGGUAGAGCUCCAAAAAGGCCAUCCAGGACCAAACAUACCCUUUUGGAAUUAUUGUGUCAAUUUUUGAAUUUUAUUCAUUUUACUACUCCAUAACAUUCACAUAUUGAAAUCCAAACCCAAACACUAUCUCUACAGCUUUUGGUUCGAGAUCCGAUAUGUCUCUCUUUCAACCAGAUGCCGCAGAUUUGAACAAUCUGAAAUCAAACCCAAAGACCAUCGUCAUAACCGGUGGAUCCUCAGGCAUUGGUCUCGCAACAGCAAACCUCCUUUCGUCCCUCAAUUCAUCUCACAACCUCGUUCUGAUCGAUCUAAAUGGCCCACCAUCGUCGUUCAAACACGACUCCUCACGUGUCCUCGUACAUAAAUGCAAUAUAACAUCCUGGAAAGACCAGCGUGCUGGCUUCGAAGCAGCAUAUAAGAGAUUCGGACGCAUCGAUGCAGUCUUCGUCAACGCUGGCAUUGCCGAGUACAAAGACCAAUUCUUCACAGACGAUCUGGACGCAGAUGGAAAGCUGAAGGAACCGGAUAGGAGAGUUCUCAACAUUGACAUGGACGCCGCGGCGGAUACGACAAAACUUGCCAUCCACUACCUGAGAAAGAACAAGGAGGGCGGUCAGAUUGCAUUGACGGCUAGUCUUGCAGGGUAUCUUGCAAGCGCUGGAGCGCCCCUGUAUUCUGCCGCUAAGCAUGGUGUCGUGGGCCUGAUGCGUGCCCUAAAACAAGAGUGCGCAAAAGUCAAAAUCGCCGUAUCCGUGGUUGCGCCGGCGAUCACAGUGACGCCUAUUCUAUCAUCAGGAAACAGAGAGAAUGGCCAAACUGCAGAUGCGUAUGCGAAAGAUAUGGCCCAAGUUGGCGUUCCGAUCAAUAAAGCAGAAUCCAUCGCUCUCGCAGUUUGUUGGCUCUUUGACCAGGGGAUGGCGGCAAAUGGAGCUGGCGUCUUCGUUCAGGCGGACAAGUUUGUGGAUCUGGAGAGAGGGCUUGCAAAGUCGCGCGAGCAGUGGAUGGGCAAGGAGAUGCUGGAACUGUUCAGGGGCGGAAGGAAAGCACCCCUUUUCAUGAGACUGGAUUCCGAAUCCCCCUCCAAGCCCAAAAUUUGAGUUGUGAUCCUACAUGUUGAACGGCCCAUAGCUUUUAGAAAUCAAAGCUUGCUUAGAAAAGUUCC
This is a messenger RNA of Aaosphaeria arxii CBS 175.79, 1181 nucleotides long. RefSeq names its product NAD(P)-binding protein. The record is from RefSeq and is a predicted model, not a curated record. Bases 175 to 1116 code for a protein of 313 amino acids. The transcript is spliced from 2 exons. Lineage: Eukaryota; Fungi; Ascomycota; Dothideomycetes; Pleosporales.